This is a messenger RNA of Glossina fuscipes, 1254 nucleotides long. Its product is annotated as protein DDI1 homolog 2-like. Gene Ontology annotation, molecular function: protein binding; aspartic-type endopeptidase activity. The record is from RefSeq and is a predicted model, not a curated record. Gene Ontology annotation, biological process: proteolysis. The coding region runs from base 97 to 1254 and encodes 385 amino acids. The transcript has a single exon. Lineage: Eukaryota; Metazoa; Arthropoda; Insecta; Diptera; Glossinidae.
AUUGAGUAACGAAGAACUGGGCGCAGAACUGCAAGUGCUUCCUGAUUAACUAUAUAUAUGUAUGAGUAAAUCUAUUUAUUUUCGAUAUCCCCGACAAUGAAGAUAACUAUUAGCACACUUAGCGAUAAGAUUUUCUGUCUUGAUGUUUCUGAAGACCUCGAAUUGGAGGAUUUUAAGGCGUUCUGCGAAGUUGAAUCCCUUAUGAGGAACGAACAGAUGCUCGUUGUUUUCAAUGGUGAACCAUUACUUGGCAAUAAAAAACCUCUGAAAUUCUUUGGUAUUAAAGAUGGCGAUUGCGUUAUGUUAGGGCAGGUUCAACUUGAACGGCCACCUUCCAUCGAUGCGACUGACAGAGGAGCCAUUCAAAAUGUGGAAGCGGGGCUCUCAGGUAAUCUGGAUACAUUUAAAACUGUUUUACACGAUCAAGCUAACACAUGUAGAGGACAGAAUGUCCAACAUAUGCAAUUGGUGCGGGCCGAUCCCUUCGAUAAGGAAGGGCAGCGCCUAAUUGAGGAAGACAUAAAGCAGAAAAAUAUCGAAGAAAAUAUGGCCGCCGCUCUAGAAUACAAUCCUGAGAUAUUUUGUAACGUAAUAAUGCUUUAUGUUAAUUGCAAAGUGAAUGGUUUCCCGGUUAAAGCAUUUGUAGACUCAGGAGCUCAGACCACAAUUAUGAGUUCGACAUGUGCAAAGCGUUGCAAUGUAACGCAUUUAAUUGAUACCAGAUGGAAUGGCGUGGCCAAAGGCGUAGGCACUCAGCGUAUAAUCGGACGCAUUCAUAUGGUGCAGCUACAAAUUGAAAACGAUUAUUUAGCGUCGAGUUUUUCAGUGCUCGAACAACAGCCUAUGGAUGUACUAUUGGGUCUCGAUAUGCUCAAAAGACACCAGUGUAAUAUUGAUUUGCAACGCGUUGUUUUACGCAUUGGCACGACCGGUACCGAAUCACUAUUUCUGUGUGAAAAUGAAUUGCCCGACUUCGCUCGUUUCAACAAUAGUUCCGAAGAUCAAUUAAGGGCCUUGGAGAUAUCAACACAAGACGCUGAAGCGCACGCCGUACAAAAAGCAAGAGAACAAACCAAUAAACUGCAUAAAUCUGGAAAUGCGAUACCCGAUCGGGGUAGUUUCAGUGAAAGCGACGUCACCGAUCUUGUACGUAUGGGUUAUAAGCGCGAUAUUGUUAUAACCGAACUGCGUCAACAUAAUGGCAACAAGAACAAAGCUACAGCAGCCCUUUUGACAAAAUCAUUGAAAUUUUAA